Orycteropus afer afer is the source of this 3474-nucleotide messenger RNA. Lineage: Eukaryota; Metazoa; Chordata; Mammalia; Tubulidentata; Orycteropodidae. The record is from RefSeq and is a predicted model, not a curated record.
AGUCGUGCGUCGCUGGGCGGUUACGUGUGAUGCGCGGGGGCGCGGGCUGCGUGUGGCGCGGGGCGGGGCGCAGUUGGUACGCUUGAGGAGCGAUGGCGGCGGCCUGAACUCACCUGGUAUCUCCGCGGCGACCCGGCCUGGCCAGGGUCGCGAUUGUGUGAGUGGACGAUUUGUAUUCUGGACUGGGAGUGACCUGUGGUGUCUCCACUCCAGCCUGGUAUAUCCCUUGGUUCCAUGGCCAGCUACUGGCUCUUGCAGACCGGAUGAAGCAGACCGGAGACACAAGUGGAGAAAGCCUCCAGCUGGCACAUCCCCAGAGUGUGGACCGGCCGCUGGCUCUGCCCAGCCUGCCUCAUGGAGAGGAUGAAUUGGCUGAGCAGAUUGGCCUCCCGAGGCCCUGGGCAGCGUGUACCUCAAGGGACCAGUCUGCAGACCCCUGUCAUGGCUGAUCCUGAGACCUGCCUCAUGGUCUUCAAGAAUCACUGGUCCCAGGUGGUGCGAAUUCUGGAGCGACGAGGCUCUCGGGCAGCUCCUGGGGGUGCAGAUGAUCUCAGUGCUGUGUGCAACCACACUUACCAGAUGUUGACACUAUUGGCAGAGGAUCGAGCAGUGCCCUCGGCCCCCACAGUCCCUGGGCCCCUGCUGGAGUUUGCUCUGCGUGAGGAUCUGCUGACCCGUGUAUUGGCAUGGCAGCUGCAAUGGGAUGAGUUUGGAGAUGGGGUUGAGGAACGGCGAGCUGAGCAGCUGAAACUGUUUGAGAUGCUAGUGAGUGAAGCUCGCCAGCCACUGUUGCGGCAUGGUCCAGUUCGAGAGGCUCUGUUGAUCCUGUUGGAUGCCUGUGGCCACCCUGUGCCUAGUAGCCCAGCAUUGGAUGAAGGCCUGGUGCUACUUCUCAGCCAGUUAUGUGUGUGUGUGGCCCGGGAGCCUUCAUUGCUUGAGUUCUUCCUGCAGCCACCUCCUGAGCCUGGAGCCGCCCCCCGCCUUCUUCUCUUUUCUCGCCUUGUUCCCUUUGUCCAUCGAGAGGGCACGCUGGGCCAGCAGGCCCGUGAUGCCCUACUGCUCCUUAUGGCACUGUCAGCUGGGAGCCCUACUGUGGGCAGCUACAUCGCGGAUCACUCUUACUUCUGCCCGGUGCUGGCCACAGGACUGAGUGCCCUGUACUCCUCACUGCCUCGAAAGAUUGAGGUUCCAGGGGAUGAUUGGCACUGCCUACGACGAGAGGAUUGGCUGGGAGUGCCAGCUCUUGCACUCUUCAUGAGCUCCCUAGAGUUCUGCAAUGCAGUCAUUCAGGUGGCUCACCCCCUGGUGCAGAAGCAGCUGGUCGAUUAUAUCCAUAAUGGGUUCCUGGUGCCUGUCAUGGGCCCUGCCCUGCACAAGACCUCUGUGGAGGAGAUGAUUGCCAGUACCGCCUAUCUGGAACUUUUCCUACGGAGUAUCUCCGAGCCUGCCUUGCUCCGUACCUUCCUGCGGUUCCUGCUAUUACACCGGCACGACACACACACCAUCCUUGACACCCUCGUUGCGCGUAUUGGCAGCAACUCCCGGCUCUGCAUGGUCUCUCUGAGUCUCUUCAGGACCCUACUGAACCUCAGCUGUGAGGAUGUCCUGCUGCAGCUGGUUCUCAGGUAUCUUGUGCCAUGUAACCACGUGAUGUUGAGCCAGAAGCCAGCUGUGCGUGACGUGGACCUGUAUGGACGAGCAGCUGACAAGUUUCUCUCCCUAAUCCCACGCUGUUGCCGGCACCAUGCCCCUAGCCCACCCCGUCCAGAGCAUGCCUCGUGGGCACGAGGUGGGCCUUGCAGAGAGACAGGAAGAAGGGAGGACACUUUGGGCCCUGGAAGCCCAAGUGUUGAUUCUUCUUCUGUGGUGACAGUGCCCCGGCCCUCUACACCAUCUCGUCUGGCCCUCUUCUUGCGGCAGCAGAGUCUGGGUAGCUCUGAGCCCCCAGGCCCAGCCCCUCGUUCCCCAGGGCUUGCUGCAUCCCCAGUCUCCAGUCCUGGCCGACGGCCCAGCCCUGCAGAGGAGCCUGGUGAGCUGGAAGACAAUUACCUGGAAUAUCUCCGUGAGGCACGUCGUGGUGUAGACUGCUGUGUCCGAGCCUGCCGUACCUGGUCUGCCCCCUAUGAUGGCGAGAGGCCCCCUCCUGAGCCCAGUCCUGUUGGCUCCCGGACUAAGAAACGCAGCCUACUGCAUGAGGAGGACAGGGACAAUGCGGGGGAAGGGGAGGAGGAAGAGUUGGGGAGUGGGGGUGGAGGGGAGGGCCCUGGCCACUUGCCCCCUCCCCAACUCAAUGGGGUACCAGGACCAUGGCCAGAGGGGGCCAAGAAGGUUCGUCGGGUGCCAGAGGAAGGAGCUGGGGAACUGCUAGUGGAUACCUCUGAGGGCAUGGCAGGACUAGAGGGCUUUGGGCAGGAGCUCCGGGAGCUGGAGGUGGCAUUGAGCAAUGGAGGGGCUAGCUCAGAGCCCCCCCUAGAGCCUCCACUACCUCUUGAGGAGGAGGAGGCCUACGAGAGCUUCAGCUGUCCCCCUGAGCCCCCUGGCCCCUUCCUCAGCAGCCCUUUGCGGACUCUCAACCAGCUGCCAAGCCAGCCCUUUACUGGCCCCUUCAUGGCUGUGCUCUUUGCCAAACUUGAGAACAUGCUGCAGAACUCCGUCUAUGUCAACUUCCUGCUGACGGGGCUGGUGGCCCAGCUGGCCUGUCACCCCCAGCCCUUGCUCCGCUCUUUCCUGCUCAACACCAACAUGGUCUUCCAGCCCAGUGUCAAGUCCCUGCUGCAGGUGCUGGGCUCUGUGAAGAAUAAAAUUGAGAGCUUUGCGGCCUCCCAGGAGGACUUUCCAGCACUGCUUUCCAAAGCCAAGAAGUACCUCAUUGCCCGUGGCAAGUUGGAGUGGGCUGAGGGCCCUGCAGCAGGACCAGUCUCCCGCCGCUUGGAUCCCCUAGUGAAGAGCCGGAGGCCAUCUUUGGGGGAGUUGCUCCUGCGGCAUGCACACAGUCCAACCAGGGCCCGUCAGGCGGCACAGUUGGUCCUUCAGCCCGGGCGAGAUGGAGCAGGACUUGGCCUAGGUGGGGGCUCCCCUGGGGCUUCAACUCCAGUUCUACUUCCCCGGGGCGGGGCCCCCGAGCGCCAAGGUGAGGCUCUGCGUGUCAAGAAUGCCGUCUACUGUGCAGUCAUUUUCCCUGAGUUUCUCAAGGAAUUGGCUGCCAUCUCCCAAGCCCAUGCUGUCACCUCGCCUUUCUUGUUGGAUACUUCAGAGGAGGGAUCUGGCCCUUCUGUCUCAGGCUUUGGGCCCCUCAAUCCUUAACUCUCUUCCAUGGACAAUUAAGGCCGUGGGUGGCCUGAUUGGGGCCAGGGUGCAGGCUCCUUUUUAUGUUGGAGGCAGUGGCAAGAAGACUUUUUAAUUUAUUUCAGAAAAAUUGUUUUAUGGAGAACAUAUUGCAAUAUGUAUAAAAGAGAAACCUCUAUUCUGUGCUCA